Doryrhamphus excisus (bluestripe pipefish) is the source of this 4321-nucleotide messenger RNA. RefSeq names its product TBC1 domain family, member 22a (gene tbc1d22a). The record is from RefSeq and is a predicted model, not a curated record. Lineage: Eukaryota; Metazoa; Chordata; Actinopteri; Syngnathiformes; Syngnathidae. Gene Ontology annotation, biological process: activation of GTPase activity. Gene Ontology annotation, molecular function: GTPase activator activity.
ACAGCUGUUGAACCUGCACAGGUGUUCCCAAUGACGUCAGUAAGUGGACAGACGCUUUCCAGCCAUGCUCAGCAAAACCAUGGCAGUGAACUCGACGUCAUCAUCUUAUCAAGCCACAUAAAGGAAGAUCUCACUUCUGAUUGGUUGACGACAAGGAAGUGCCGCUCCAGCCAAUCACACACUCGUUUACUCGCCGACUCGCCAGUACCAACAUGGCAGCGCUCUGAGUUCUGCAGGAAGGAAACAGUAGUAAAUAAAGGCACAUUUGACGUUUUAGUCGUAGCGACAGCGUCCGGACGUCUGUGUUUACGACUGGGUGGACCUGUGAGGGAAAAUGUCGAGUGACGGGAGUAAAAAACAGUUCUGGAAAAGAAACGCAGCUAAGGUUCCUGGCAGCAUUCAGCAUGUGUAUGGCGCACAACAUCCACCUUUCGAUCCACUCCUCCAUGCUAACUUGAUCAAAGCAGGCAGCAAGCCGUCUCCCAGCACGCCUGGCAAGCCCAAGAAGGCCACAACUUUCCAAGAGUUUGAGAGCAUCACCAGCGACGCCUGGGACGUCGGCGAUGACGACGACGAGCUCCUGGCCAUGGCUGCGCAGAACCUUAACAUUGAGGUUGUCAUGGAGACGGCCAAUAAGGUGAUCGAGAAUCACAGCAAGCUGCAGGAGAGACAGAAGCUGGACGACACCACGGAGUCGCCUCAGAGAGGGGAUGACGACACGCAAGAGGUGGAAGAUGAGGAGGAAGAGGAAGAGGACGAUGAGGAUGACAGAGUGGAGGAGGGUGACUUGACCAGUCCGGAGGUUUUGUUUCCGUUCCAGAGCAGUCCCGACACCGAAGGACGCUUGGUUAAAUCCCAUAGUGAAGCUCCUAUUGGAUCAUCGAAAGAAACAGCAGGUGAGCACGCCGCCCUCUACAGACAACGCUCUCUGCCCCACCGGCCCCCCGUCAUCCCGCUCGUAGCUCGCAUGGCUGACCAGAACACAUCAGGCACUCCAGCCAUGACGGAGAGGGAGGCGUCACGUCUAGAUAAAUUCAAGCAGUUGUUGGCUGGACCCAACACAGAUCUUGAAGAACUUCGAAAACUCAGCUGGUCUGGAAUCCCCAGACAAGUUCGACCAAUCACGUGGAAGCUCCUCUCUGGUUACCUGCCAGCCAACGCAGAGAGGCGAGACAAUGUCCUCCAGAGGAAGCGACAGGAGUAUUUUGGCUUCAUCCAGCAGUACUACGACUCCCGCAAUGACGAACACCAUCAGGACACAUACAGACAGAUCCACAUAGAUAUCCCUAGGAUGAGUCCUGAGUCUUUGGUGCUACAGCCAAAGGUGACAGAGAUAUUUGAACGCAUCCUCUUCAUUUGGGCCAUUCGGCACCCAGCCAGCGGCUACGUUCAAGGCAUCAACGACCUGGUCACGCCGUUUUUUGUGGUCUACGUCUUUGAGUACAUCGAGGAAGAAGUGGAAAACUUUGACGUGUCCAGUCUCCAGGAAGAGGCUUUGAGGAACAUCGAAGCUGACAGCUUCUGGUGCAUGAGCAAACUUCUGGACGGCAUCCAGGACAACUACACUUUUGCACAGCCGGGCAUCCAGAGAAAAGUCAAGGCCUUAGAAGAGCUGGUCAGCAGGAUUGAUGAGUCUGUGCAUCAUCACAUGCAACAUUACGAGGUAGAAUACUUGCAGUUUGCCUUCCGUUGGAUGAACAACCUUUUGAUGAGGGAGCUCCCGCUACGAUGCACCAUCAGACUGUGGGACACCUACCAGGCUGAACCAGAGGGUUUCUCCCAUUUCCAUCUGUAUGUUUGUGCAGCCUUCCUGGUGAGGUGGAGGAAAGAGAUUCUAGAGGAGCGAGACUUUCAGGGCCUGAUGAUUCUUCUGCAGAACCUUCCCACAAUGCACUGGGGCAACGAGGAAGUUAGCGUACUCUUGGCCGAGGCCUACCGGUUGAAGUUCGCCUUCGCCGACGCCCCCAACCACUACAAGAGAUGAUGACUCUUCUUCUUCUUCCUCCUGGUGAUUCUUUGUUCCUCCAGAUUUGGCCAAAGGACGAUUGAGCUGUAAGAGAUUGAAAUAACGGAGAGGAUGUAGCACUGAACCAAUUGACGUGAAACCCUUUUUCUAUUUGGAUUUACUUUGGAUAUUGCAUCGCCCACGGAAAACCACCCUCUGAUGCGACGUAGAGUGGUUGCUUACGAUCGCCUGGGGGUGUUCUGGCUUUAUUCUCUGACCUUUUUUGUCAGUUUUGUCAAGUCAACGCAGGACGGUGGAAAGGGCAGAGCGCAUGCCGUACAUAACUGAGCCUUCUUUCUUGGUCAACCUUGACAAACAUGACCUCCUCGGCUCCUUUCUCCCCCGCCUUCGCCUUGCCCCUGUGGGAUGAGACUUGUUCUUGACAACAUCUCCGGGCCGAGAGGAUCCCCCCCUCUAAGUUCAGAGAGCUUCAUCAGCAUCCAAAUAAAUCAAGCACUGAGAGUAAGAAUUUAUUACCCUGGGAUGUCUUAUUUAUUAGCUCCAGGGAAGUCAUAAAGAGCGGCUCAAUAAGGCACGCGAGGAUCAAGGAGUUACAUUGUACAUCGAUAUGGGAAAGAUUUUCCAUAAAGAACCCUGAUAUUGUUUGCAAACAUAUGAACCCGAAGAUCCGUUAUGGUUGUCACCUGAGGGAUAAAGAUGUUUCCAUGGAAGUUCCUCCCUCUUCUUUCCAGCAGGCUGACUGGUAACGGACAAAUCACCUCAAAUCUUAUUGCCUUUUUUUCAGCCUUUUAGAGUUUUUUUUAAUGCAGUUUUUGAUUUGUCCACAUAAUCUCAUUAAAUUGUGCCUGACGUCAGGAAAAUAUAGAAGUUCGAUUUUAAUGUGAGUUGGAAACCCCAGCCCCUUAAUCGUGAUAGUUCAAUCAUAUGGCAGCAAAUCUAUCAUCGUUUUUUGGUUUUUUUUUCCCGCCGUCUGUUUGGGAAAUUGUUUUAAAAAAUGCACAAGGAAGGGUGAGGCUUAUUAAAUAGUCACUUUUGUUCUUACCGCCUAGUCACUUUUUUUUAACAGCAGGUAUAAAAAAAAAAAAAUGCACAUUCAGACUAUUUUCUUAUAUUUUUUUUAUUUUUGAUAUUUUACAAACAAAUCAAUAGAAUAACUAACAAUCUAAUCUGAGUCUGCUCACACAAGCAACCCCAUGGUGAUGAAAGCCAUGGCUGGAGCCUUCUUUUUCUUCACAUAGUGCACACACACACACAUACUGAACUUCAAAACCACCUUUGAUGAAUCUCCUGGAAGGCAUCCCAAGUAACAAUUUCUCCCAAUAGUUUUUGCUCUCCUUACCUGGAUGUAUAUUUAUGGAAAACCAACCGAAAAAUAAAGAAAAAAUAUACCUCCCACGGCUCCAGAGUACUGACAAAAUCAAACAGUAGUACGUGCGAGGGCAUGUAGUGGUUCCCAAAACACAUGUAUAGACAUUUUUGAAGUUGGAAAAAAAAACUGUAUAUAGAAAAUGUAAAUAAAUCCUCUAUAUGACAAAUGGACAUGACUGUCACAUUGAUUUGGACUGUUUUGAUUGACAUUUUGCAGAUGUGAGUGUUUUCUUUUUCUGUCCUGCAGCGAUCAGCACAUUGGUAUAAUGCAUUGAGAGCCUUAAGUGAUGGAAAGCCACGAUGAGCAUGUGUGUCCAAUGCUGAAGUUCCCUGCUUCUUGUUAGGCUGAGUGAUGUUCACACAAGCAGCCAAUUAUGGAGUAGUGGUCACUGAGGACUACACGUCAUUUCAUGGGAAAUUAAAAAUACAUUAGUAGCAACAAUGGUGCGGUUCUGUAUCCAUGUGUCUUGCAUCACCUUUAAAGGGGGCAUUACAUCAUUACACAUUUAAGCCUCGCCUUAACGUAAGCAUUAGCUUGGGUCUUAUCCUUAAAAUGGAAUGUUCCCAAGAGUUGUCAACGUGUGGAAUAUAUGCAAAUAUUGCCAACAAACGAAACCAGUUAGAACUGGGGAAAAAAACCCUCCAGGGUCAUUGUUUUAUUUUAAUUUUACUUUUAUUUUGUUUUUUUAUUGUAGUACAUAAUUGACUUUUUCUAGUUUUGAUAUUAUCAUUCAAUUUGACUUAACUUCAUUUUAUUUUUACUAUGCGUGGAAAUAUGGGGUAAUAACUAUAAAAGCAAUCUUCACUCGCUAAAUGUACUGCAAAAAAGGUCAGUAAGGAUAAUUCAUAAUGCCGCGUACAGAGAACAUACUAACUCCUUAUUUCUAAAAUCACAAAUACUUAAACUUGCUGAUAUAGUUAAUUGGUUCACAGUUCCUCAUACUUCUCUACAAGAGAGGAGAAAUAUGAUCUCAGGGAAGAACUACA